This is a messenger RNA of Phlebotomus papatasi, 609 nucleotides long. It is a transcript of the gene ND-B22, whose product is annotated as NADH dehydrogenase [ubiquinone] 1 beta subcomplex subunit 9. Lineage: Eukaryota; Metazoa; Arthropoda; Insecta; Diptera; Psychodidae. The coding region runs from base 105 to 539 and encodes 144 amino acids. The record is from RefSeq and is a predicted model, not a curated record. Gene Ontology annotation, biological process: mitochondrial electron transport, NADH to ubiquinone. The transcript has 3 exons.
GAUUUUUAACACGUUGGCGCUGCUAUCGCUUGAGGGGAAAUCAAAAAUCGAGUGUCAGAAAAUUUUUCUCCCGAAUUUUAGUGGCUAUUUUCCUCAUUGGAAAAAUGUCUGGACUGCCUUCGGGCAUACUAUCUCACACCAGGAAGGUGCAGAGUCUCUACAAGAGAUCUCUGAGGAACCUAGAGUCAUGGUACGACAGGAGGCACAUUUUCCGCUACCACGCCACCCUCCUUCGAGCCAGAUUUGACAAAAACAGAAAUAUUCAGGAUAUGCGUAUGGCUAGGGAUCUCCUUGUGGCCGGAGAGCAAGAAUUGUGGGAGAAGCAGCAUUACCAGCCGAAGAAGUUCGCCGGAAGUCCAGGAGGUUGUGCCUACGAAAGAGAAGUCAUACCACCCGACUGGGUAUUGGACUACUGGCAUCCUCUGGAGAAAGCUCAGUAUCCGGAAUAUUUUGCUAGACGUGAGCAGCGUAAGAAGGAAUACGUUGAAUGGUGGGAGAAAACUUACGGAAAACCCUCUGCAACCGAAGCUCACCAUUAAUGCAAUGUAUAAAGUAAAUAUCUAGCAAGUUGUACCACUAAAUUACCUGGUUUUCUUUUGGAAAAGAAAA